This is a messenger RNA of Aethina tumida (small hive beetle), 1539 nucleotides long. RefSeq names its product glutathione S-transferase. The record is from RefSeq and is a predicted model, not a curated record. Gene Ontology annotation, biological process: glutathione metabolic process. The transcript has 6 exons. NCBI's taxonomy places the organism in Eukaryota, Metazoa, Arthropoda, Insecta, Coleoptera, Nitidulidae. The coding region runs from base 158 to 772 and encodes 204 amino acids. Gene Ontology annotation, molecular function: glutathione transferase activity.
UCCGAUCAGUAGUUUUCAGCACUUCUGCGCGUAGCCACAGGCUAGAGGGACGCGAUUGUGGGUAGCUUGCGAACUCAAACAACAAUAUUUAACGUUCGCGCCUUUCAAUUCGCCCGGCCGACGGGUCGCAUUUCUUUCAAUUAAGGUCCACUGUAAAAUGUCACCGCGUUACAAGCUGAUGUAUUUCAACGCCAGGGGGCGGGCUGAGCACAUCCGGUUCAUUUUCGCCUACGCGGGGAUCGACUACGACGACGAGCGUAUACCAAGGGAAAGAUGGCCCGAAGUUAAAAAAAGAACGCCGUUUGGAAUGCUUCCGGUGCUGGAGAUAGACGGGAAACCGAUGGCGCAGAGCAAUGCGGUUGCAAGAUAUUUGGCCAAACAAUACGGACUCGCCGGCAAGGACGAAUGGGAAUCUCUGCAGUGUGACGUCUUGGUAGAUACUCUCGGUGAUCUGAAGCAAGUUUUAGCCCAGUACAGAAUGGAACAGGAUGUAAUCAAAAAAGAGGAGAAGAAAGCAAGACUGAUGAGAGAAACGAUACCCUUCUACUUAUCGAAGUUUGAAAAACACCUCUCUGAAAACGGGGGCUAUUCGGUUGGAAACGACAUAACUUGGUGCGAUUUCGUUUUCGCCGUCUCGCUGGAAAACUUCGAGCACAUAUUCGGCAAGGCCGCGCUGGAUCAGUAUCCAGCCUUGAAGGGCCUCAAGAACCGGGUCUACGCCAUACCGAACAUCGCUGCGUGGGUGGCGAGGCGACCGGUCACCGAAUCGUAAAAAAGAUCGCUCCCAACAUUAAGGAGUAUGGGCAACUAUCGUCUCUUGCUCUCUCCCCAUCUGAAAACUCCACGACACCAUAUCUUCUGGAACAAAGGUGAGAACUAAACUACAGCUUUAUUUUUAAAUUUUCUACUUCGUGUAAGUGUUACAUAAAUAAGUUGUAGUUCUUACAAAUACGAGUUAAUGUUAGAACUUCCAGAUAAUUUAUUAUAUUAUAUUACUCACGCAAAACAUACCAGUGAGCUGACGUACCAAAACAAUCACACAUGUAAUGGCAACAAUAAUUAACAACAGGGUAGAUUUAAAUCAAAACUAGAAACUUAUUAUUUUGUGUAGUGAUUCUGUGAUACCAAAUUUAUUUUUCGAUAAUAAUCAAAAUGAUUAAAAUAUUUGAAUAUAAUAUAAAAAAUUAUCUAACCUAGAAAGCCAUUAAAUGUUUUUAUGUUAAACAAGGAAAUAGGUAUCAUAGAUGUACUAGAGAGAAGUAUGUAUAUGUGUUCAAAAUAAAUAAGAAACUUGGUGUAAAUGAUGAUGUAAACUGCUAUGAAAACAAUAAUCAUUUGUACAUAGCAAUGAUAUUAUACAUAAAUGUAAUUAAUAUAUUAUAUAGAUGAAGCACGCUAUUUUAUUACAUUUGUAUAUUAAAUUUAUAUUUAUACAAUACAUUGUAACAAUAUUUUAUUGUAUUAUUAUUUAUAGUUUAGUUAGUUUCUGUAUUAAGUUGUAAAGUGACCAAAAUUUAAAUUUUGUAUUAUACUAAUACA